Molecule: messenger RNA, 4602 nt
Organism: Pipra filicauda (Wire-tailed manakin)
Lineage: Eukaryota; Metazoa; Chordata; Aves; Passeriformes; Pipridae
Gene: KCNRG
Product: potassium channel regulator
Exons: 3
Coding region: 370-1260 (296 amino acids)
Biological process (GO): negative regulation of delayed rectifier potassium channel activity; protein homooligomerization
Cellular component (GO): endoplasmic reticulum
Molecular function (GO): protein binding
Source: RefSeq, a predicted model, not a curated record
UUUACAGAAAACAAACGUAACGUGUGCCAUAUUUUGGGAAUAGUCAUUUGCCUCUCUGAAGGUUUAAUAAGUUGUGACGGUCUAUUCGCUGUAUUCCAGUAGUCCUUUCAAGCUGUUCACUUCAAAAAUAAAACAUUAAAUUCCAGGAAUCAAAGUUUCCAAGCAACCAAACCCAGCAAACAAAACUAUUGUACACGAUAUUUACGUCUUUGUUGCCUGGGAAUCCUGUUGCUGCUCCACACCUCACUCUAAACACUUGCAAAACCCACUCACUGGUUCUUGCAGCUGCAGCUGCCUUGCAGUUUAGGAAAGAUCAAGUCAGAAACAUGUAGAUCAGAGAGUUAUGAUUCCUGAGUGGCUGAGGCAGCGAUGAGCAAUCAAGAGGUGGUCGUUCUGAGCGUGGGAGGUGUGAGAUAUGUAACCCGCGCUUCCACCUUGCAGCAGUUCCCUGAGUCCAGGCUGGCACGGAUGUUGAACCGUGAUGACGGGGAAUUCAAACUGGUGAAUGGAGAAUUUUUUGUGGACAGAGAUGGAGCUUUGUUUAGUUACAUCAUGGACUUCUUGAGGACUCUACAGGUCUCCUUACCGACUGAUUUCUCAGACUAUCAGAGGCUGCGGAGAGAAGCAGAAUUCUAUGGACUCCACCCCCUGGCUGACCUCUUGAGCCAGGAACACUUGCUAAAGCCGAGGCUGGAGAUCUUGGAAGUGCGUUUUUCUCUCCAAGAAAUGCAGGCCUUUUUCCGGAUCUUUGGUUCCUGCAGUACCACCGUGGAGGCACUAGCUGAGCAGAUCACUGUGUUUACAGGGCAGCAGUCAGGACAGAGCUGGAGCAGCCCUUUUCCUUCUCAGAAAACACUUGUUCCACUCCCUUUGGAAAGACCUUCUCAUCACGACAUGGUUUUUCAGUGUGGUACUGAGUACUCUGCUGGGGACCAGUUUGUGGCAAGGUAUGUUUCCAUAAAGCCUGAUAAUAGGAAGCUGAUUAAUGGUACUAAUGUGCUAGGCCUGCUGUUUCACACUUUACUCAAAGAUGGAUUUCGUCUCAUAAGUGCCAGGACAGUGGCCAGUGAAGAAAAGGUUGAAUGCUACAGUUUUGAAAGGAUGAAGAGGCCAUCAGGCCUUACUGUCACGGUGAACCAAACCCCAGGGAGCUCUGGGGUAGCACAGAUGCAGUGGAGUCUCCAAAUGCUGGAAAUUUUGAAGAGGAUGCUAAAUGAUUCCAUCGGGGCUCCCUUCCCCAUGAAAGGCUGGACCAGAUGAUCUUUUGAAUUCCCUUCCAGCCUGGCCUGUUCUAUGAUUCUGUGGAGACCUUCUCUGAAGGUCUGCGUCAGGAAGCCUGUCAUGGUGGGCUUUGAAGUCAGCCUGCUGAUGGCAGCAUUCAGGUGACACAGCUGUGUGGGUGACUGUCCCCACAGGUCGCUCUACUACAGAGAUGACACUCCUUGUAUGAAAACAAUAAUGUUGAGUAUUGAGUGAGUCAUUGACUGUGAAUAUUGUUGGUGGAGAAACUUGCCAACAAUAAUGAGAAACACAAGACAAAAAGUGAUAACUUUUUAUGGAAAAAGUUAAAAAAAUAGACUUGAGGCUGUAUUUAGACACCAUGCCCUAAAUGAUCGAUGAUAGUAGCGAUGCAAACUAAGUGAGACUAGUUUCUGAACGUCUCAUAGUAACAGUUACACUAUUUCAUCUACCACAAGAAUACUGACUAUUUUCCUUGCUGUAGCAGCCACUAGGAAAAUUGAGGUUUGGAUUACUUUUUUUAUAAAUAAAGUGAAAGAAAAUAUGAAAUAUUUCCAUUUUUAAAAAGCCCUGGAGUUUUAACCUAUGGCAUCACCCAUGGUCCAUGGCUUUGGCAAAAUGAAUAUUUGGUACAACCAUUUCAGUAACAACUUAUGAUGGGCUAAUGCUGAACACUUUUUUGUUCCCCUCAGGGAUUAAUUUUUAUUCAGCACAAACAUCAUUCUAUGAAUGCAUUAUUUCGGCUCUGGAAAAAUAUACCAGUGCAAUUUCCUGUCAUAUAAAGGACUGUAUGUGCUUUACCUCGACCUUGGGUAAUGGCAUACUGUGAGACUGCACGUCUUUUUGAAGUGAAACACGACUGUCAGCAAGCUUGGAUUCCCAGAGUUCUCCUAGCAUUUACUCUUACUUAGCAAUGAACUGUGAAUUGUCACCUUCUGUCACUUGUGUGCCUGCAGAGAACAUGACUAGGCUCUUAUACAACACUUCCAUUUUGUUGUUGUUUUUUUUUUAACUGACAGUCGCUUAAAUAAGUUUGAGAGCAUGUGUGUAUGUGUGUGAAGAACCUCAUAGAAAUGUGUUGUGACCUAUACUAGUAGGAUAACUAUGACUUUAAUUGAAGAUGAAUUGAAUUAAUUAAUUUAACUGAAGCUGGUUCUUCAAUGGAAUGCACCUUCCUGGAUUUCUUUUUACAGAAAAUGAAAGCAGUGAUGGUAGAGCUACAGGUGUUGUGUAGCUUCAAGCUACAUAUAAAUAACAGUAAUCAUGGAGGAAGGGGUGAAAUUAUGUUCAUUUGCAGACAAGUUAAUAUAAAAGUAGCAUCGAUUUACUAGGAGGAUCAGCUGGCCUCCACCUUGCAUGAUCAUUUAUGCUACUGCAAAGCAUUGCUGAGCCAGGAUGACAGUUUUUCUGUGCCCUCUUUGAAGUGGUAUGCAGUGUAACCUGCAGGCACUAGGGCAGGAAUUUAGUAGGGGCCAAUGUUGUUACUGCACUUUCUGUUCUGAGGUCCCAAAAAGCAGGGAUGCAGCAGAGAGCAGACCAUGUGGUAUGCACUCAGCAGAGCGGUUCACACUGGUACAUUUGCAGAGAAGGGAACAGCUGUACAAGUAGAAGUGAGUUUGGCUGAUGGGAACUACGAGUCUGAGUGAUUCAAAAGCCUCUUGGUCAAAACCAGAUUAUACGCUAAACCGAGUACUUUCACCCAGAUCUUGGCAGGCAAGUUAACUGAUACCUCACAGCACAAUCUCUGUUAGACUAGCAGCUGCUGGAGUAAUUGUAUCAUGCCCAGGGGUAGUUACUUCUGUUAACUUUGGAGAAACUUUUCUGCACACUGGGCUGUUUAUACUUUCUACCUGUUUUGGUUGUUUUCUAGCUUUCCAACACUCAACAGUAACUCCUUUAAUCUGAGCAGAGCAAGGCUGAUGUGCUUUUAUCUGUCUCUGAAGUGGAUAAGUCUAAGGUAUAUUCCAAUUCAGUACCAGAAAGCCACCAAAGUGGAUCAGAAGCCCUGUCUGAGUCCACAACGAAACAUUCAUAACUUUGAAUAUUUUUUUUUUUUUAAAAUUUGUUCUCAGAUUGCUGGAAAGUGUUACUGAAUAUUCACUGAGAAACAAGCUGGGAGUUAUCCAAGAGGAGAAGGGAGGCUCAUUUCUUCUUACUCCUUCCCUCUGAUUUGUGCUGAACCAUUGCCAGGCUUUAAGUUUACAAGGUUUAUUUUUAUCGAUUUUCAACAAUAAACAGAGGGAGUAUCUUCAGUAAAAGAUUUACAGUGCAUCACGAGGAAAUAAAACUCCCUACCAAAUAUUAUAUUGAUCUAUUCCCAGAUGCUACUGAAACAGCAAAUAAAAGCUCAAAUGAAGUCCAGUGAUGGAGAACUUCCUCUCUUUAGUGACAGAUGCAUAUGACUGUUAUGUCUUCAGAAAACAAUAAAAAGGAAGGGAAUGACUCUGCUUCUUUGACCAUAUCUUCAACAGCCCAGUUAAAUCUGUCAACUCAAUGUAAUCCACAUAAAUAACAAAUUUGGGAACCAAAGGAACUGCUAGUGUGUCUGAAGAUUCCCAUUCUUUGAAGCUGCCUCUCCUGCUGCAGUCAGGCCAUAAUUAGUCACAGAAGGCCUUGUUGUGACUAGCAAAUGGAUGGACCAACAAUGAUUUGAAUAGUCUGGUUCUGGCUGGAGAUAUGCCUGGAGCCCUGAAUAUUCUCAAAUGGGUGGGUGAAAUGUAAAUCACUAGUCAUCAUAUAAAAUACAAAUAAAUCUGACUUCUAUUUAAAAAAAAAAAAAAAAAGGAAUGUCAGUUUUCUAGACCGUCAUGUAGUUUCUGCUGAAAUAACACCCUGAAGUGUGAUCUGAUGUGUAAAUUUUUCCAAGAAUCCUUCCUCCAUUUCUACUCUGUUUUCAUUCUAAUGGAAUGGUUCAAUAAUUGGUAGCUUCUUUCUGGUCAGAAGGAUAAUGAAUGUAGCCCUAAAGGUUGGAAACAGUAAUGUGUACAAGUCUGCUGAAGAAUAUUAAUUUAGGGCUUUGCUUUCUAAGCAAGUUACUGUUACAGCAGUCAGCUGAGUGCUUGCUGAAACUGUGAAGAAUUAAACAUUGCAACAUUGUUCCAUCCUGAUUCUCCACUGGAAAAAAAAAAGGCAAUAGAUUGGAAACAUCAAGUCUGGGGUUUUACUAGUACUUUGGAGUCAGGAACUGAGUUUUCUUUGAAUUUCAAAGGCAGUUUGUAGCUUUCAUUGAGGGCCUUCUGAAAAGACUGGUUUAUGGUUUUUGGUUUUGUUCCCCAGUGAUAUCUAAACUGAGUAAUAAAAUAAUUGCUGACAUACCGGUUUAUUUGCAAUGUUGUAUUCAACAAUAAACAGAAGGCAUGCUCA